Messenger RNA from Spea bombifrons (plains spadefoot toad), 1171 nucleotides. RefSeq names its product 3-galactosyl-N-acetylglucosaminide 4-alpha-L-fucosyltransferase FUT3-like. Gene Ontology annotation, molecular function: alpha-(1->3)-fucosyltransferase activity. NCBI's taxonomy places the organism in Eukaryota, Metazoa, Chordata, Amphibia, Anura, Pelobatidae. Gene Ontology annotation, cellular component: membrane. The coding region runs from base 83 to 1171 and encodes 362 amino acids. The record is from RefSeq and is a predicted model, not a curated record. The transcript has 2 exons.
UGCAGCCAGAGGUAAGACAGAACCCUGGACGCUGGAUGCCCUUUAAACAGACUCUGCGCCUCGAAGCUCUCGCAGUUUAACAAUGGCUCUAGCACCAUUCUGCUCUCGGACCGUGAUCAUUUUCCUUGCCGCCAUCCUCAUUGUGUUUGUAAUUUCAAUUGCCUGGAGGAGGAACAUUCUUAUCCCGCAAAACCUCGUGUGUCAACAAUUCGGGGCCGUUGCAAAAACAGUAGAUGGACAAAAUGGAACAGGUUCCACACGGAAUCAAGAGAAGGAGUUCCUUGUCCUAGUUUGGAACUGGCCUUUCGGAACCCACUUCCCUUUGGACACUUGCCUCCCUGUUCAUGGUAUUCCUGAUUGUAGGUUGACAGCAGACAGGAAUUUCUACAAUGUAGCUGAUGCUGUGGUCAUGCACCAUGCCGAUAUCAUGUAUGACAAAAAGUCAUUGCCCCAGAAUCCAAGGCCUCAUCACCAGAGCUGGGUCUGGUUUAACAUGGAGCCUCCGUUGAUUAUAAGAAACUUGCAUUACCUAGAUAACCUUUUCAACGUGACUAUGACUUUCCGCCAGGAUUCUGAUAUUGUAACUCCUUAUGGUUGGAUUCAAGCAUUGAAGGAACCUCAAAACGUAACCAUCCCACUCAAGACCAAGCUGGUGUCUUGGGUAGUUAGUCAGUGGUAUCCUGGUGCUCCUCGUAUAGCUUACUAUAAGGAGCUUAAGGAACACAUUCAUAUUGAUGUCUACGGGAAAGGAAACAUGAAGCUGAGCAGAGCCGACCUCCACAGCACUAUCUCUCAGUACAAAUUUUAUUUGGCCUUUGAGAACUCCAUCUAUAAGGACUACAUCACUGAGAAGUUAUGGUCCAACGCAUUUGGCUCCUGGGCUGUGCCAGUUGUGUUAGGAACAUCUCGGAAGAACUAUGAGCGUUUUGUUCCUGCAGAGGCCUUCAUUCACGUAGACGAUUUCUCCAGCCCCAAGGAACUGGCUGCCUACCUUCUUGAGUUGGACAAGGAUGACGAGAAAUACAGGAGAUACUUUAACUGGAGAGCCCAGUACAAGGUUUGGAAUGGGAAAGGGCUAGACACAGCCUACUGUGGAAUCUGCAGGUACAUGAAACAAUCUCCAUUUUACCAGACCAUCCCAAGUAUAGCCACGUGGUUUCUAGAACAUUGA